AAACCCUUGAUUAAGGGGGCUGUUCAUGGUCAACAUGCCGGGGUUGACCCCCCCCCACCUCCAGUUACGUUUCCAUCAUGGAGGAUGCAAAAGCAACUCCAGAAACGGAGCUCUUGGGGACUUGGACCACCGAAGCAGCCCACCUGUUGUGGUGGCUGAUGUGCAAGCUCAAGAGUCGGAAUCAUUUGGCGCCUCUACACCUAAAAGCGCUAGUGUCUGUCUAGGAUAACUCCACUCCCCUAUAAAGACGAGGACCACAUUAAACAGCUAGUUGUGAUUGAAUCACCCUGCGCAGCGAUCACCAAAUUGAUUACAACAUCAUCCACCACGUCGUAAUCGACCCUGAGUAUUGAAUCCACGAUGUCAACCAAAAAGAUUCAGAGCUGUUUGGUGUUAUUUAUGGUGCUAAUGAGGUUCUCCAAUCCUUUCGAUCCAGUUGACGCAGCAGAAGCUUUCUACGCAUUUGGCGAUUCGUUUGUCACCACAGGGAAUGGAGGCUACAUGGGGCCACCCUAUGGUAUGACAUGGCCAGGAUACCCCGGUGGCCGAGCCAGCGACGGCCGCAACCAAGCCGAUUACUUCGCGGAGCUUUUUGGCGUGCCAUACCCAACCCCUUACUCGCAAUUGCAGAACGCUUCUGAAAGCAAAGCGGGUGUAAAUUUUGCCCAAGGCGGAGCCGGGGUCACAUACGCAUUUGGCUACACUCCGCUUGACACCCAGGUGGACCAGAUGGAGGCUUUGGUGCAGAGUGGCGCGCUGUCCAAGCUUCACCUGGGCAAGUCGGUGUCGUUAGUGAGCCUCGGAGUCAAUGACUACGGUUCUCACAAUGCGUAUGGUACCUUCAAGGAAUCAGAAUAUGCAACGGAGAUGAAGACAACCGUCACGACGGUGGUGGACGGAAUCGCACUCAAUCUCGCGCGCCUACACAGCCUCGGGUUCCGCAACAUCAUCGUCGCAAACCUGGCAUCAAUGUCAUGCUCUCCCUACAUCACAGUGCAGUCCAAAUACACCUCCUGCAGCCGCAACGCUUCGCUGGCGUUCGAAACCUUGAAUCACAAUUUACUGCUGGAACAGCGAGUCAAGCUGCUCAACCGGCAGCUACGAGGGGCGCAUUUCGUGAUCGUGAACCAAACCAAGGCUUUCGAACACAUCUUCCACCACGGAUCCCAAUACGGUUUCGAAGAUGCCUUGACACCUUGUUGCACGGGGAUUAACGAUUCCUACGUGCUCAAUUGCGGCCAUACAGACAGCGAGGGACGCCCUCUGUACAAGGUAUGUGCAGAUGUCGCGAAGUCGGUAAUCUUCGACGGCAUUCACCCGACUCAAGCGGCGUGGAAAGUGGUGAUCGACCUGUAUGUUUCGGUGCCGGGAUUCACCGCUUUGGGUCCCCCGCUCCACUCUUGGAUCAAGCUGCACCAUGUGUGACUGACCCCUCGCCGAUCCUCCACCUCCCUCCCUCCUUACCACUUCUGCUUCGACGCCGUUGUUCCUGCUCCGUACCGACACUGCCAAUGCUCCGCGUCAGGAGUUGACCUGCUUCCAUCCCACAAAUCAUCUUCAUAUCAGAGUUGUAGAAUCGAGAAUUCCUUCAUUGUGCGAUAUAUCUAUGAUCAUAUGUUCCCCCUCUCUCUCUCUCUCUCUCUCUCUCUACAUAUAUAUAUUUGUGUGUGUGUGUGUGCGUGUGCGGAAACACACCACUCUGCAAUGGAAGAGAAUGAAAAGUAUCCCAGUGGACCUUUCUAUUAUUUUCUUUUUCUUUUGCUUGUUUCGAGGUUGAUUAACUGCCAGAAACACAUUUUUGAAGCAAGUCCAAAAGCAUACCAGGAAGGUAUGCAUCUAAGGUAUCAUUAACAGCUAAUACCCCAGUAUAAGAAACAUCAACUUUAGAAUAUGAUCUAGGGACAAAAUGUAUCUUGGGCUUAAUAUCCUAGAAAAGAAUUUUAAAACAGAUAUGAUUCUUUU
Messenger RNA from Physcomitrium patens, 1962 nucleotides. NCBI's taxonomy places the organism in Eukaryota, Viridiplantae, Streptophyta, Bryopsida, Funariales, Funariaceae. The record is from RefSeq and is a predicted model, not a curated record.